Messenger RNA from Pelagomonas calceolata, 3057 nucleotides. The record is from the annotation of a GenBank genome assembly. Lineage: Eukaryota; Pelagophyceae; Pelagomonadales; Pelagomonadaceae.
CCUCGACGUUUGGUGGUAGCGCUGCCGUUGCGACAAUCUAAGACCGGCACAGAAGCGUCGGGCAGCUCCCGUCGACCGUGCGACACCGCCGCUUGACCGCCGCCGCGCUUCGUAAAGAGGCAGUUGCGAGGAGGCAGCCCCCAUCAAACCGUGAGCACCCGAUCCCCGGGUCACGCCACGACGUCCCUCAGUUCGCGCAUAGGAAGCGCGAUCGGCGGCGCGCCGACGAUGCCGCUCCAAGAAAUUUCAGCUAAUGUGCCGCGCGGCCCGCGGACAUCAGACGUACCCAUAAAAAAAUCGGCAGUCUGCCACACGCCCGCGCCCACGAAGACCGCACCGAUCAAUUCCAAGCCGAAGAAGGCGCCGCGGCGCAAGAAGCUGUCGGCGAAGUGGCUGUUUGAUGCAAGCAUGCUGAGCAGCCCGAUGGACCUCUCGCCUCUCGUGUCAAUGUCGCUGGACGCUCCUGAAGAUGUCGUCGGAGAGUCCGGGCUGCUGAAGCGCAUGGUCAAGACCGUGCUGAACGGUCCUGGAGUGAGGAAUCGCGUCGGUAGGCAAGCUCGACUCGAUGUACUUGCGAUUAUGGCAAAUUGUGCCCUGACCACGGAUCCCGUGCGGAAAGCCGCCGUGCAAGAUGCGCUCAUGGACGUCACGGAGUGGUUUGAUGAAUAUAUGGCCGAAGAAGGCAACGAGAUGGAUCGCAGUACCGAGGAAACCCCGGAGCCUGAAUUGCAUAAAGCCAUGCUUGUACUUUUGUGUCGGGCCUUCGACUACAAGCUCAAGACCGAGGACUUGCUGGAGUUGUGUCGAGGGCAUAGAAAGCUGGCCCUGGAGACGGUCACGGGUCUGUUGGAGGACGGCGAAGCUUUGGCCACGGGAGUAGCUCAGAAGAAUGCGGCGUCCGAGCAUGAGCGGGCGGUCUGGGAGAAGGUCGUCGUGAGUCAAAAGUGGGAGCGGUCACUGAUCGCCCAGACCUGUGGGCUGCUGCGAGGGUUCACGCAUCCGUCGACGUACUUCAAGGCCCUCGACGAGGGCUUUUAUUUUCUCGAGUGUGGGGUGGACCUACCGGAACACUCGGUGGAGCAGUUCACGGUCGAGAUGCAGGGGUUGUUGGCCGUGACCAUGAAUCAAAGAUUAGUAGAGAAGCUGUCCUACGCAUUGCAUGAUGCCCUGUUCGAGGGGGAGAUGCGCAUCCUCACGAAUAAGGAACAUGCGGCCAUUAUCGCGGCUCAUACAUUCUUGCAAAAUCUAUACUUGUAUGGAGGUUCGACGACGGUCAUGGCUGAAUUAUAUAGGACCCAUUUAAUAUGUGAUACGGUGCUUGUUCCUCAUCUAGUGCUACCUUACUUGGAGCGAUGUGUCCACCACGCCCAGGUCUUACAUCGACGCCAUCUCGCGUCGAAGGACGCUUUGAAAAUACUGGGACCGGAGUGCGCGUCGAUUGUCGACGACGUCACGGCGCGGGACAUGGACGAUCCCGCAUUAACGCACGGCAUCGCCGCGACGUUGCGGACCUUGGUGAUUGCUACAUUUAGAACGCCGCGCACGCGGGUCAUGUUCCAAAUUUUGCGGAGGUUCAACCCGACUUCAGCACUCAUGGAGAUGAAAACAUUUGUCGCUAGACACGAGUACGUCUUUGUACUAUUGCUACAGCUGAACGUGAACAUGGGCUCCUUCGACGUGUCGCGAGAAGCGAUGGCCGAGAAUGUGGAAGAUGUCUACCGGGGCUUUACGUUGUUACAGGAAGUAGCUUCGAUCUAUGCAUCGAUGGACGACGAGAGAAAGAGGAAAGUGCUCAGAAGGUUGGAGCAGUCUGGGGCAUUGCCGGUAGCGAGGGAUACGCCGUCUUAUACCGCAUUGACGAACUUGCUGUGGGGCGGCGGUGGUGGGCAGCUCGACUACCUGCGGGAGGCGCAUAGUCAAGCCGUGAAAAUCUGUGUGGAAAUCAAAUGUCGCGGCGCAUCUCCACGCCAUCGACGCGACGCCUGCUCGACGGCGUGGCGGUGUCGGUUCCUCACCGCACACCCGACACAUUGGUUUAUUUCCACACAGGUGAAGAUGAUGGAGGCGGAACUCGACGACGUCAUCACGGACUCCGACGAGUCCUACUACUCCGGGCAUUCGGAGGAUGAAAUGACUCAGUGUGACCCAUUGGGCGAGACGUCGCACUUCCAGGACCUGCGGCGGCAGGCGAAGGCCGACGCUUUACGAAGGGUUCAAGAGGGGCGAGAGCGGGAGGAGGAGAAGUUCUGGGACCAGGACGACGAUCGCAUUCCAUCAAAUGACGAUGGUGACCUGGGCUUGCAACUCACGGCGCGGGAGCCUGUCAUGAUGAAGCUGUCUGAGUGUCUGAAUGAGGUGCCACCAACCCCAAGACUGAAGAAGCCGGGAAGAGUAUCACCCGACGCCCCGCGCAAGACCCCGGACUCGAGACCAAGGUCGCCGGUGGUCUUCGAGGCGCGGCCGCCGAGUCGCUGCCCGCCACCGGACUUUGGCGAGAAGAAGUCCAUGCUCGGCGACUUGCCUGCCUUGGAUAAAAAGAAGAAGAGGAAAAAAAAGAAAAAAUCGACGAAGAAAGAACUUGAAGCGUUCAUGAGUUUGGAGCUCGAGGUGCCCCUCCAGCAGUUACAUGCGAAGAACGCGGCUGCGGGCGAGAGACAACGGAGAUUGGGGUACAUUAAUGACGGCAAGACGGUCAGUUCACCUACUACUGGUAAGAACAUGGAGGACGGGCGCGUGCCGAAGCAUUUGUGCUGCUGCAUCAACGGCCACUUGAUGCGGGAUCCCGUCUUCUGUGCGAAGUUUCCUGCGAAAUAUCGGUGCUCUUAUGAGCGCGAGACCAUCGAGUUGUGGCUCAAAACACGCGGAAGUGUUUGCCCCAUCACGGGUCGCAACUUGUCAUUGGAGGAUUUGGAGCCGGACACGCAACUGCGGAACGAGAUCGUGCGCUUUCAAGUACAACGGACGAUGGCCGCCGCGGAUCCUUUUGAUGCAUUAAAUGAGGACAAGGCGUCGGGCGGCGACGACUUGUACGACUUCUGAGUAAGCUUCUUUUGGCUA